Messenger RNA from Sarcophilus harrisii (Tasmanian devil), 1716 nucleotides. It is a transcript of the gene SDR42E2, whose product is annotated as short chain dehydrogenase/reductase family 42E, member 2. The record is from RefSeq and is a predicted model, not a curated record. Lineage: Eukaryota; Metazoa; Chordata; Mammalia; Dasyuromorphia; Dasyuridae. Gene Ontology annotation, molecular function: 3-beta-hydroxy-Delta5-steroid dehydrogenase (NAD+) activity. Gene Ontology annotation, biological process: steroid biosynthetic process.
AUGGAUACAGUGGCAUCUAAACUUGGCUUCAAUGGAAGAGAAAGCUUUCAACAAGCAGAAUUAGGAGAUUAUUACAAUAGUCUAGGCAGUAAGCAUGGCAACCAGCUGAGUGGCAAUCCUGACAGUACCCCAAGCCCAGGCACCUCAGGGCAAGGUACCCCAGAGUCAACCACCCCAAACCCAGGCACUCCAGGGCCAGGCUCCUCAAAGCAAGCCAUCUCAGAGCCAAGUACUCCAAGCCCAGGCUCUUCAGGGCAAGGUACCCCAGAGUCAAGCACCCCAAGCCCAGACACCCCAGGGCCAGGCUCCUCAAGCCCAGAUACCCCAGGGCCAGGCUCCUCAGGGCCAAGCACCCCAAGCCAAGAUAUCCCAGGGGCAGGCUCCACAGGGCCAAGCACCUCAAUCCCAGGCACCCCAGGACCAGGUUCUUCAGAGCCAGGUACCUCAAAGCCAAGCACCCCAAGCCCAGGCACUUCAGGACAAACCACCCCAAUCCCAGGUUCCCAACAGCAAACCCAAGGACAGGCAAAACCCCCAUAUCCCUCCAGCCAGAAGGCCCUGGUGACAGGAGGUGGUGGCUACUUUGGGUUCAGUCUGGGCUCCAGUCUUGUCCGGAAAGGAGUCUCAGUGGUUUUGCUCGACAUCCAGCAUCCUAAAUGGGAGCUACCCAAAGGAGUUGCAUUCAUUCAGGCUGACAUCCGGGAUGGGGAGGCCCUAUAUCAAGCCUGUGAAGGAGUUGACUGUGUUUUCCAUGUGGCUUCCUAUGGAAUGUCAGGUGCUGAAAAGCUGCACAAAGAACAGAUUGAAUCUGUAAACAUUGGCGGAACUAAAAUAGUGAUUGACGUCUGCAUCAAACGGCAAAUUCCAAGGCUUGUCUACACCAGCACUGUCAAUGUUGUAUUUGGAGGAAAGCCCAUUGUGCAAGGUGAUGAAGACUCUGUGCCAUAUUUCCCACUUGAAAAGCACAUUGACCACUAUUCACGGACCAAAGCCGUCGCAGACCAGAUGAUCCUCACAUGCAAUGGAACCCCACUCCCUGGAGGAGGUACUCUUCGAACAUGUGUCCUUCGUCCCCCAGGUAUCUAUGGGCCAGAAGAACAGAGGCACCUUCCCCGAGUGGCGGGGAGUAUCAGGAAGAGAUUAUUCACUUUCAAAUUUGGGGAUCCCAGGACACGAAUGAACUGGGUCCACGUGCAGAACCUGGUGCAGGCACACAUUCUGGCAGCAGAAGCACUCACUGCAAACAAAAAGUACAUCGCAAGUGGUCAAGCAUAUUACAUCAAUGAUGGAGAGAGCGUCAACCUCUUUGAAUGGAUGUCCCCUCUGUUUGAUAAGAUGGGAUACAGCCGGCCAUGGAUCCAGAUUCCAACUUCCUUGGCUUAUUUGUCAGCUUCAGGAAUGGAAUAUCUCCACCUGGCCCUGAAACCCAUUUGUGAUUUCCCACCUCUGCUGACCCGAAGUGAGGUGUGGAGUAUCGCUGUGACUCACACCUUCCAGAUCCGCAAGGCCCGUGACCACCUCGGCUACACUCCGGAGAAGUUCGCCUUUGCUGACUCAGUAGACCAUUACAUCCAGACCUGGCACAAGCAGCAACGCCACAGCCCAAGGUUUCUAAGAUUACUGAUGGUCCUCAUUUGCCUCCUUGGUACACUCUUGCUUUCCCUAUCCUUACUGGACCCCUCUUUCCUGGGGCUCUCUCAUGGAAACUACAUGUAA